AUGGCUGCUGCACAAUCCUCUGAAAUUCAUCUUGUUACAGCCAAUGUUGGAGAGACAGUGACUUUGCACUGCUUCUAUAAAGGCAACCUGGCACUGUACUUUAUGUGGUACAAGCAAACAUUGGGUGACAAUCCCCAAAUCUUAUCAGUAUUUUACAAGUAUAACAAGAAUGCAACAUUUUACCAUGAGUUUAAGAGUAACCCUCGCUUCUCAGUGCAAAGCGGUGAAGGAAUGAAUCACCUAAAGAUCUCAGACGUUCAGCUCUCUGAUUCAGCCACAUAUUACUGUGGGAACUCUUAUGCCAACCAGGUGAUGUUUGAAGAAGGAGCCAUUCUGAUUGUGAAAGGAUCAGGGUCCAGAAACAUGUCUGUGCUCCAGCAGCCUGUGUCUGAGUCAGUCCAGCCAGGAGACUCUGUGACUCUCAACUGUACAAUACACACUGAGACCUGUGCAGGAGAACACAGUGUCUAUUGGUUCAGACAUGGCUCAGGAGAAUCCCGUCCAGGAAUCAUUUACACCCAUGGAGACAGGCAUGAUCAGUGUGAGAAGAGCUCUGAUGCUGGGUCUCUUAUGGCAAGAAGGUGGAGUUUGGAGAAGGAGCCAAUAUAA
Molecule: messenger RNA, 609 nt
Organism: Coregonus clupeaformis (lake whitefish)
Lineage: Eukaryota; Metazoa; Chordata; Actinopteri; Salmoniformes; Salmonidae
Exons: 3
Coding region: 1-609 (202 amino acids)
Biological process (GO): response to bacterium
Source: RefSeq, a predicted model, not a curated record